Prorocentrum cordatum is the source of this 153-nucleotide messenger RNA. Lineage: Eukaryota; Dinophyceae; Prorocentrales; Prorocentraceae. The record is from the annotation of a GenBank genome assembly.
GCUGCGGCGACGCGGUGGACAUGUCCUUCGGCCUGCGGUGGGCCGCCUUGUCAGAGGCUGGCGACGUGGGUCCCACCAGGAGCGGGAGCUGCUGCUGAACGGCCGGCGCCUCUUCCAGCACGGCGUGCUCUACCAGGCCUAUGCCCCCGCGAG